CCAUUGUUUUGCUUGUGCAUGUGACCCUAUUUGUUUUUUGCUCAUCAAAAGGCUUGUUACCAUUCCCUCUUUAUCCCUAUAUAAAGGCAUUAAGCCAUUCAUCUAUUCACAGAUACUCUUUACAAUUGCUUGAACCUCUCAGAAGCAAAUGAGGAUUAUUCACAGCCUCGCAUGUUUGGUUCUCACCUUCAUCUCCUUCAAUCCUUGUAAAGCAGAACAAGCACAAACUAUUUUGAAUUCCCUCAGCAUUGACCAAAUCCUACAGAAAAUAUAUGAAUGGGGAAAUGGUGCACAAGGGUUCCAAGAAGGCCAGAUUCAAAUUUCAGGCCCUAUAGUGGUGGCAGGAGUGCUGUGUUUCAUAGCUUCUUCAAUAUCUAGUGCUGGUGGAAUUGGUGGUGGUGGACUUUUCUUACCAAUAUUAACUAUUGUGGCUGGCCUAGACCUCAAAACAGCUUCAAGUUUGUCAGCUUUCAUGGUCACAGGAGGGUCAAUUGCAAAUGUCUUAUGCAAUCUUUGUGCCACAAGUCCUAAAUUUGGUGGCAAGUCAUUGAUUGACUAUGACAUAGCACUUUUGUCAGAACCAUGUAUGCUGCUGGGAGUGAGUGUUGGAGUCAUAUGCAACCUUGUCUUCCCAGAAUGGUUGAUUACUAUGCUGUUUGCUGUUUUCCUCACUUGGUCUACCUCAAAGACCUGCAACAGUGGAGUGCUGUUUUGGAAGAUUGAGUCAGAAGAGAGAAGGAAAAAUGAUGGAUUUGAAGGGCUUGAAAAAGGACUAUUGGAAGAUGGGAGCUCUGAAGAAAGGGAAGAGAGAGUUCAGGUGAACAAUGAAAAGGCAGGGAUGAAAAGUAUUGAAGAACAAGUUAUGGUUCCUGAAGAAAAUAUUAGGAUGAGGAUACCUUGGUUGAAAUUGGUGGUCUUACUCUUGGUCUGGCUCUCUUUCUUCUCCCUCUAUCUUCUUCGUGGAAACAAAUAUGGACAGAGUAUCAUUCCAAUGGAGCCAUGUGGUGUGGGAUACUGGAUUCUUUCAUCAGCUCAAGUCCCUCUUGCUUUAUUUUUCACUGCUUGGAUUGUAUAUAGAAAAGAAAGCCAUCAAGACCAAAAUCUCAUGCAAGAGGAUCCAUGCCUAUCCUCAAAUGGACCAUCAAACAAGCUUAUUUUUCCAAUGAUGGCACUGCUAGCAGGGAUAUUGGGUGGUGUCUUUGGAAUUGGAGGUGGAAUGCUGAUAAGUCCACUUCUUCUACAUGUUGGAAUAGCUCCAGAGGUGACAGCAGCAACAUGUUCUUUCAUGGUUUUCUUCUCAUCCACCAUGUCAGCCUUGCAAUACCUAUUAUUGGGCAUGGAUCACAUAGAGACUGCCCUCAUCUUGGCCCUAAUAUGUUUUGUUGCAUCACUUAUUGGGUUAUUAGUGGUGCAGAGAGCAAUUCAAAGCUAUGGAAGACCAUCCUUAAUAGUAUUUUCGGUUAGCAUAGUGAUGACUUUAAGUAUUGUUCUAAUGACUAGCUUCGGAGUCAUUCGAACUUGGAAAGACUAUACAUCAGGUAGAUACAUGGGAUUCAAACUACCCUGCUGAAAAACAAUUUUGCUGAAUUAUUAUCUGAUAGUAUUCUAGUCCUUUAUCUCGCUAAAUUCGCGUGUCAACAUCAGAGUAUAGUUAUCAAUGGAGUAAAAUUUUUGGACCUUUUGGAUUUCAUGCAAAACUUGUUACUAAGGAAGCCUGGCAUUUUUUGGCUGUUAUGAUAUUCUUAGAUUUAUGUCGUGUGCAAGAACACAUAACAACUUCCAGAAAAAGAGAUAAAUAAAAAGUGACAUCGUUGUUGAAAGAAAUUCUCUUGACAUGUUUUGUCAAAAUAA
Messenger RNA from Glycine soja, 1851 nucleotides. RefSeq names its product sulfite exporter TauE/SafE family protein 2-like. Gene Ontology annotation, cellular component: membrane; Cul4A-RING E3 ubiquitin ligase complex. The coding region runs from base 149 to 1570 and encodes 473 amino acids. The transcript is spliced from 4 exons. Gene Ontology annotation, biological process: protein ubiquitination. The record is from RefSeq and is a predicted model, not a curated record. NCBI's taxonomy places the organism in Eukaryota, Viridiplantae, Streptophyta, Magnoliopsida, Fabales, Fabaceae.